AUGACUAUUGCAAACGGCUGCUGUGCUAGAGGCCCAGGCUAUGCGUCGCCGCUGGACGCAUAUCGCAAUGGCCCCAAGGAGAAGCUCCUCUACAUUCCCUGCGUCAUCCCAGACCACAGCCGGCCUGAUUACGUUGCGACGGUGGACGUGGAUCCUGAGUCAGCGACAUACAAGCAGGUGAAAAGUGCACUGGCCCCGAUUUCCGGCGCCUGGUGGAACUCGUGCUCGUCCUGCCACGCGGAUCCCUCAGCGCCCGCUCGCCGGCUGCUCAUCCUGCCGUGUUUGGGCAGCGGCCGAGUGUACGGUAUCGACACCGCCACCGACCCCCGAGCCCCCCGCCUGGGCGCCGUUGCCGAGCCGGGGGAUAUCCAGUCCGCCACUGGCCUGAGCUACCUGCACACGAGCCACUGCGCGCCGGACGGAAGCAUCAUGAUCAGCGCCAUGGGUGAUAAGGAAGGUACGGCACGUGGGUCGUUCCUGCUGCUGAAUCAAGACUUGAGCAUCAAGGGUGUGUGGAGCGGCGAGGAGACGCCGUACGGGUACGACUUCUGGUACCAGCCCCGGCUGAACGUGAUGGUCAGCAGCGGUUGGGGAGCCCCCCGAGCAUUUAGCAAGGGUUUCAACCCGGCAGAGGUUCCGGAGCAUUACGGCAACUCGCUGUACGUGUGGGACUGGAAGGCCAGGUCCCUCCAACAGAAGAUCGAUCUGGGGCCCAAGGGCCUCCUGCCCCUGGAGGUGCGGUUCCUUCACGAGCCCUCCUCCCCUCACGGCUUCGUGGGUGCCGCCCUGUCGUCCAACGUCAUACACUUCACACGGCCAGCUGAGAACGACCCGUGGGUCGCUAAUGUGGUGGUGGAGCAGCCCUGGGUCAAGGUGGAGGGCUGGGUGCUUCCCGAGCUGCCCCCUUGCAUCACCGACAUCCUCAUCUCCCUGGACGACCGCUUCCUGUACGUCUCCAACUGGCUGCGUGGAGAUAUCGUACAGUACGACAUCUCCGAUCCCGCUGCGCCGCGCCUGGCGGGCCGCGUCUGGUUGGGCGGCCUGGUUCGGAAAGGCGGCCCGUUGAAGGUGCUGGGGGGCUUGCCAGAAGAUACCCCCGGGCCGCCCGAGAUUCCCACCGUGGGAGGCGUGGAGCUCCGGGGCGGGCCGCAGAUGCUGCAACUGUCACUGGACGGAAAACGGUUGUACGUUACAAACAGUUUGUACAGCCCGUGGGAUAAGCAGGUAUACCGUAGUAGGGUGUACGAACACGGGCUGGGAUGCUUGAUCGACGUGGACACGGAGAACGGCGGCAUGAAGUUAGACACGGACUGGAUUGUGGAUUUCGGCAAGGAGCCGGGCGGCCCGGUGCUGGCGCACGAGGUCCGGUACCCGGGAGGUGACUGCAGCAGCGACAUCUGGAUCUGA
Molecule: messenger RNA, 1407 nt
Organism: Volvox carteri f. nagariensis
Lineage: Eukaryota; Viridiplantae; Chlorophyta; Chlorophyceae; Chlamydomonadales; Volvocaceae
Exons: 11
Coding region: 1-1407 (468 amino acids)
Molecular function (GO): selenium binding
Source: RefSeq, a predicted model, not a curated record